AGCGAAUUUAGACAUCUCAACGAUCAUCGGCCACAAAGCAAAAACGGUUACUAUUGUGUGGAGGUCACAGCUUUGUGUGUGUGACAGUGUGUGUAUCUGAGACAUCACUGUGCAGUGUGUGUGGGUGGGUGCGUGUUGCGCCGUUGUGCAGUGUGUGUGAUGUCUUCAGAGCUGCUGGUAGACUUGGGUGAAGACCCUGCAACUGCACAGUUGGGACAGCUGAAGCUGGCUACAAUAGAGGACCAGCAGUGGCCUGCUGAUGAUUCCACUAUCAGCAAGUCAGAGACAGACAUCUCCCAGCACUUUGACGCUGGCUCUCCCCACCUUCCCUGGGACCACCCCUUCUAUGACAUCGCCAGACAUCAGAUCAUUGAAGUGGCAGGCGAUGAUAACUUUGGUAGGAAGGUGAUUGUGUUCAAUGCCUGCAGGAUGCCCCCACAACAUCAGCUAGACCAUCACAAACUGCUAAUGUAUCUUAAAGGAACACUGGAUCAGUAUGUAGAAAGUGACUACACUCUGAUCUAUUUCCAUCAUGGGCUGACCAGUGAAAACAAACCAUCUCUCGGCUGGCUACGAGACGCAUACAGGGAGUUUGACAGAAAGUAUAAGAAGAAUAUCAAGGCUCUAUAUAUUGUCCAUCCCACCAUGUUUAUCAAGACUCUGCUGAUCCUCUUCAAACCGAUCAUCAGUUUUAAAUUUGGCAGGAAGAUCAACUAUGUGAGCUAUCUGAGUGAGCUGGAGGACGUGGUGAAGUGUGAGCAGCUGGUUAUUCCUGCCCGUGUCAAAGAGUACGACAACAAGUUGAGAGCAUCUCUGAAACCAGCUGCCCAGCCUCCCAUGUCUCCUCCUCGCAGCCCUCCCCUCCCCAACCAGAUCUUUGGGGUUCCACUCACAGUUCUCAGGCAGAGGAGUCCAGAUAAUGAUUCAGUUCCUGUGGUGAUGAGAGACACCAUUAGCUUCCUUUCAGAGCAAGGUUUGGAGAUUGAGGGCAUCUUCAGACGGUCUGCCAAUGUGACCCUGGUAAAGGAGGUCCAGCUCAAGUACAACUCAGGUACGGCAGUUGACUUCAAAGAGAUGGAAGAUGUCCACUUAGCUGCUGUGAUUCUGAAGACGUUUCUAAGGGAACUACCUGAGCCUCUGCUGACUUACCAACUCUACAACGAUAUUGUCAACUUCACCUCUGUGUCCAAUGACAGUCAGGUUACAGUGAUGAAGACUUUGGUAGAGUCACUGCCAGAGGAGAACUACAAGUCACUGAGAUACCUCAUCACGUUCCUUGCACAGGUGUCAGCUAAUAGUGAAGUGAAUAAGAUGACUAACAGUAACCUGGCUGUGGUUUUUGGUCCCAACCUGCUCUGGGGGCGGGACAACGCCAUGUCACUCAGCGCCAUUGGACCAAUCAACAACUUCACCAGAACCCUGCUGGACCAGCAACAUCUGGUCUUCACCUAAAUCCUGGCCCAUUCUCUUCCAGUCAGAACCUCCGCUGAGAGGAUACUUCUCAACCCACUGCACUUAGACUAAACCAACUCCCUCUGCUUUCCCCUUUAAACACCUACAGUAAUAUCCCAUGAACCAAUAACAUUUCAUUUUUGUCUCCAACCAGUCAACAUUCUGAUUGGGCCACAAGCAGAGCAUGUUGUGUUUGAAGUGGUCAUUUCCAGUCCAGAUCAAAGUUGCAACUUCAGGCAUAAAUGGACAUAAAUCGAAUUGUACAGUAAUGCUCUCUCUAAAAAUGACUUAUAGCACAAAAUUCAACUUAUCCAAGCUUAUAAAUUGAAUUCUCAUCCAUUCACAGUGACUCUCUCUGGUCCGACAUAUUUAACAUCACUUGUUCGUGGCAAAGUUUUGACCAGGCAGGUCAUUUAUUUUUGCUACUUUUGUGUUGCCUGGAAUAAUUUCUUUCAACUUGUGCAAAAAUGUUUAGUUUCAAAACCAAAACAGUGAUCUGUGAGAAAAUUCUGAGUCUCUCAAUCAGUCACUGCCUGGUUGCAAUACAGGCAACCUUCUUGACUCCUCCACCACCUUACUACACGCAACCAACCCUUCUACUUCUACUAGAAAUUCUAGCCCUAAUUGCAUGUGUUUAUAGUUAACUGUCUAAGUGAACACAGUCUGACUGUAGUCUUGUAGCAGUUGGAAAUAGAGUCUCUAGACAUCCCUGUCAUCUCUGUAUAUCUGUGCAGUGCUGUUGUCAGUAUGUCUCUCUGCUGUUUUCUAUAUAGUGCCAAAAAACAACAGAAAAAUGGCCUCCAGUGUUCUGAGAAAGACCCAGAGAGAAUAAUAAUUCUAGAUAAUUACAGAGAAAAGCAAUGCAGUUACCAAAUGUCACCUCUAGGAUUAUGCUCCAAAAAAAGAGAUAAAAGAUAAAGAGAGUGGAGGUGCACCUCCAUGAUAGUUUCUCAGGGGAAAUUGAAAAAAAAUGAACCUGGUACCAAACAGUGUGGACAAUCUAUAAUGCUGUAAUUAAAGCAGCUAGCAAAAUAUGAGUUGUGUCAUUAUACCGGCAACUCAGAAAAUGUUGGAGGAAAUCAGUGCUGGAGCUGGUGUAAGUAGCAGCAGCUCUAUAAUAUACUGUACCAUAUCAUGGUAUGACUCUUUAUGGCUUUCUCCUACAUUUGACUUAAUAUUAUUAUUCCUGGAUUUAGUCAGCAUAACUUCUACCCCUGUUACAACAUUAGAAUUCACCAAACUCUCAGAGUACUUCUCAGAGUAGCUUUUUUUAAUGGUACGGAAUAGACAGCAGACUUACAGUAGCUCCAUACAAUGAAGUGGAAUAUUCAGUUGUAGAAAUCUGGAAAACUUACCCGUGUUCUGCUGGCUAGAAUAAGCAGGAAAAUUACUUUCAGUCUUUAACAGAUAACUCAUUCCAUUUUUCCUUAGUGCCAGAAAAUUCCACCUUAAAGACCAAAACUAACAUUGUUAGUCUGUCUUUUAAUACGUUCUUAUUUCCCUACCAUGUUUAUCUUAUCCAAACAACCACUAGAUUAGAAGCUAUAGCCUCAUGUUAGUUUUAAAUUCCAUUUUCACUCCAGGUUAUAGCCAGGGCUGAAUAAAUUAAAUGCGCUGGCACUAGGUUUAGUAGAAGACUUAUAUGAAAACAAAUACCAAUCUUAUUAUCAUGAAUCACAAAAAUUGAACCAAGCUCUAUUCAGGGAAAGUUGGAUGCAUGAUUUUGAUUUGAAACAUCACGUCAGCUGGGUUAGUCAGUAAAUUGUUCACAUAAUGUACUGAUGUCAUUCUUCAGGAUUUCUGGGAGUUGAAAGCUUGUGCCCAGUGCAGCUGUUGGACUCCUGGUUGUUGUGUUGUUGUGUGAGGAGACUGUUGGUCUGAUCACAUGACAGUACUGAUGCAAGUUAUCAUCAUAAUCUUUGUGUUGGGUUGUUGUAAAUCAUUAUUCUUUGUUUUCCUCUAAUAGUAAUGAUUUUGUCAUCUUUAGGUGCAUGGCAUCACCUCUGUGUGCAUUCUGGAUAAUUGAGUUUGGAAUGGAAGAUGGUGCAAUAGUAAUCCUUUUUAUUUAUUUUUAUUCAUCCUAUAUAGGCUUGGAAUAUUACUUUAAAUAAUUAAUCAUAAUGAUGUGAGUUUUAUUUAUAUCUUUAGUUGCCUUACAUUUUGCUUGAGGCUUUGUCACUAAUGGAGCCUGCCCAAGUUGUAUGAUGGUUUCUGGAUAUCAGCAGGGUCCUCUGGUCUGUCAGUUAGGGAUCUUCUAUGCUGAGCUGUGUGAUUAUUGAAAAUAACACUCAGCACAAGGGGUUGAUUACUGAACCUCUUGAGUGCAUUUGUUUUUUCAUGCAGUUUGGUGUGAAUUAUCUUGCUUGUACAGUACCAUGUCAUCUUGCCUACAAACAUUUCAGCAUUGUUCAUUCACUUUUUAGUACAAAACACUGUUUAGAUAUAAACUUUGUCAACCUUGAAAUAGACAGAAGGAGUUGUAGACUUCCAGUUUUAUCUGCCCAGGACUCUCAAAACUCAAAACAAAUGAAGAAAUCUGAGAUAAAACAUCACUCUUAAACAAUCUGCGAUGUAGGUUCAUCUGGUUUUAAAUGGUCACAAGCCAAAAAUGUUUAGAAACCAGUGGUGUAUGGUACACUAGUGAUACACAGUACAGGUUUAAGUCACUGUUUGUAAGCUCCAUUUAGACCUGCUUCAGCUACAUCAUCAGUCCACACUAACAGCGGCUUCAAAAGAGCUAUGUGAAUAUAAAAAAGAAAUAAUCAGAAGGCAGAGGGCUAGCAGUUUCUGUACUUUGUUGUGAAUCUUCAAACUUUAUUUCUGGUCAUCAUUCAGUUUCCAAAGCUUUAGUUCAGAUACCUUUCUCAUUUUCUGCCAAACUUUCUCCAAAUUCCACUCAUUCAAAUCUUUGUGUUCUGUCACAUUCAAAUCAUAGCUAUAUAAGACUUUGGCUGUAUUGUCACAGGAACAAAACAGUUACCUUUGUCCUGUGUGACCCUGAUCAGUUUUGUCCCCUUUCUGUGGUCAUGCAGUCUCUGGUGAUGACUCCUGGCCAAACUCUGCUAUUGAUUCAGUUGUCUUUUAUUCUGUAAAAUGGCCAAAAAAAAAAUCAAAUCUUUGCUUAUUGUAAGCCCCAGUCAUGUCAGUGUCUUGGUAUUUUGACAUGUUAUUGGUGUAUACAUGAAUGUGUGUAUGUGUGUGAGUGUAAAUGGCCUCAAAUAGACACAAUAGGUCUAAUUCUUGGGGUUAAAGUAUAUAGCUAAAAAAUGAAAAACUCCUGGCUGAGGUAUGUGUGUGUGUGUGUGUGUGUAUACAUAUAUAUAUAUAUAUAUAUAUUGUUGUAAUGUGGAAACAUAGUGACUCGAGUUUUGGUGAUUCUUAUUAUUUGAGAUAAGGACUCUUUAGGUUGAGAAAGUUGUACAACACAGCUGUCAAGACCUAUUCAAAACCUCAUUGCAAAAAUAAGAUGAGACCAAGGUAGUUUUUCUUAGCCCAUGAAAGACUGACUAUAUGUAUGUGUGUGUGUAAGUGAGAGUGUAUGCAUGCAUGCAUGCAUGCAUGCAUGCAUGCAUGCUUGUGCCUUAUUUGUUUUCCCCAAGUGAUCAUGUGAUUAGCCAUCAAAGUGCCAGUGUGCCCAUUCUGCCAUAAAUUAAAACAACCUGAGGUGUGUUCCACAAAGCUUUGGUGUUUGUAUGUUAAACAGUGUUCAAAUUUGGAUGCUAACAGGCACAGCAAACACAAAGGGGACAAUGGAGCUCCUUGUCAAACUCCUCAUCUGGUUGAACACAGCUCAACUGUAAUGGAUUAUGUAAUGGAUAAUGGAUUAUAGCAGGCUUGAGAAAUGUAACCCUCAUAAAUAUGGAACCCAUAACUACUAAAGAGGAUUAAAGCUACAAGAAAAAAAUUAGUUCUCAUUACGUUAUUUUAAUUUUAAGGUUACACAUGCUUCAAUAAUUUCUAUAAUAUCAAAUGAAUCUAAUGGAUUUAACAAUUAUUUUUUAUCAUCCACAUACAACUAGUAUCAGCUGUUGUUGCAGAUAUUAAAAACAUGUGACUUCAUGCUCUUCAAGCACUUCAGAAUCCAACUAUAUUUUUUUCCAUCUUUUGUUUUACAGUAAAAUCAACCAAGUAUCUUUCAUGUUAUUUAAUUUCUAUACAAAUGUUUCUCCUCAACUCUGCUGUUCGAUUACAGUCCUGCAUAAUCUAUGGAUCUUUGUACUGUACAGUUGUCAUGGUGACAGUGAACAAUAUUCCUCUCUGGGAGAAAUUAUUUGGUUUCAAGGCAGAUUUAUUGAUACUUAGUGAUGUUAUUUUCUGAACUCUUUUUCAUCCUUUACUUUUGAUAUGCUGUGGAUCUUACUCUUAUAUAUGUACUGUAUAAUAUAAUGGUAAUAAGCUGUAAUAUCAAUGUGUGCAAACAAUAAACAAAUGGUGAAAGACA
Scomber japonicus (chub mackerel) is the source of this 5893-nucleotide messenger RNA. It is a transcript of the gene arhgap1, whose product is annotated as Rho GTPase activating protein 1. Gene Ontology annotation, biological process: small GTPase-mediated signal transduction; negative regulation of endocytic recycling. The transcript has 13 exons. The coding region runs from base 160 to 1452 and encodes 430 amino acids. The record is from RefSeq and is a predicted model, not a curated record. Gene Ontology annotation, molecular function: GTPase activator activity. Gene Ontology annotation, cellular component: cytoplasm. Lineage: Eukaryota; Metazoa; Chordata; Actinopteri; Scombriformes; Scombridae.